AUGACACAGGUCCCCGACACGCGGCGGCAGCAGUUUGAGCUGCAGCAGGAGGUGGCUCACCUGCAGCGGCAGGCCGCGGCGCUCAACCACCCCGACACAUUUGCCCAGAGUGCCAAGGCGGAGCGCAAGGCAAUAGCGCUAGAAAAGGAGCUGGCCAAGCUUCGGCAGCAGCAGGCCGAAGCUGGGGCGCAACGGCUGCUGCGGGUGCCCCAGAUACUGCGCAUCCUGCUGCUCCUGUGGCUGGCCUAUCAGUCGGCCAAGGUGCCCGUCGUGGGCAUUCUGCAGCCUGAAACUGCAAAGCUGGUGCACCAGGCGCAGUAG
Messenger RNA from Chlorella variabilis, 321 nucleotides. RefSeq lists its product as hypothetical. Gene Ontology annotation, biological process: tail-anchored membrane protein insertion into ER membrane. The coding region runs from base 1 to 321 and encodes 106 amino acids. The transcript has 5 exons. The record is from RefSeq and is a predicted model, not a curated record. Lineage: Eukaryota; Viridiplantae; Chlorophyta; Trebouxiophyceae; Chlorellales; Chlorellaceae.